CAUUUCUCCGUUUCUCGGAAGGUUGGCAAAACUUGCUAUACAUAUACAUUCCACAGUUGUUCUUGAAUAUUCUACAGUGAUUCUAUCGAUUCUAUAAUUCUACAAUUUAUUGUAUAUCAAAUUUAGUGUUUUAUUUAUUUUUAUAAUGUAUCGAUUACUCGCUUCACUGUAUCCACAAAGUAGACAACUGUUCGCCGCUGCAGCUGGCUCGCUGGCAAAAACAAACAAUACAUUAUUGUCAGAAUAUGUUCGUAAUUUCACAGUGAGUUCGAAAUUGAUGAGCAAUUGGCCACAAAUCCAAAAACCUGCGCCGGACUUUUCUGGCACUGCGGUGGUUAAAGGCGAUUUCAAAGAAAUUAAGUUGAGCGAUUAUAAGGGCAAAUAUGUUGUUCUAUUUUUCUAUCCGUUAGAUUUUACAUUUGUUUGUCCAACAGAGAUCAUAGCGUUUAGUGAAAAAGUCUCCGAGUUCGAAGCUCUCAAUACACAAGUGAUUGGAGUUUCGACAGACUCGCACUUCAGUCACUUAGCAUGGAUUAACACACCAAGGAAACAGGGUGGCCUUGGUGGAGACCUGGGCUAUCCUCUUUUGAGCGAUUUUAACAAAGAAAUAUCCACAAAAUACAAUGUUUUAUUGCCAGACAUAGGAGCCGCACUCAGAGGUCUAUUCAUUAUAGACAAGGAGGGAAUUCUUCGGCAGUUUUGUAUUAACGAUCUGCCAGUUGGCAGAAGUGUUGAAGAAACAUUGAGACUGAUCAAAGCUUUUCAAUUUGUUGAGAAACACGGAGAAGUGUGUCCUGCAAAUUGGCAGCCGGAUUCCAAAACCAUCAAACCAAAUCCGAAGGAUAGCCAGGAAUACUUUAAGUCUGUUAACUAAGAUGUUUUUAGCACUUUUUCUCUAAGAAUGGAGGUAUGUACAGUAAUUAGAGUAUAAUGAGUAUAAUAUUAUAUAUAAUAUAUUUUUUUUCUAUAUAUUGUAUAUAAUAUAAUAUAUCUCUCGGGC
Messenger RNA from Pseudomyrmex gracilis, 1000 nucleotides. It is a transcript of the gene Tpx-3, whose product is annotated as peroxiredoxin-like. NCBI's taxonomy places the organism in Eukaryota, Metazoa, Arthropoda, Insecta, Hymenoptera, Formicidae. The record is from RefSeq and is a predicted model, not a curated record. Gene Ontology annotation, biological process: cell redox homeostasis; hydrogen peroxide catabolic process; response to oxidative stress. The transcript is spliced from 3 exons. Bases 146 to 874 code for a protein of 242 amino acids. Gene Ontology annotation, cellular component: mitochondrion; cytosol. Gene Ontology annotation, molecular function: thioredoxin peroxidase activity.